GCGAGAAAACAAAGCAAAGCAAAGGAAAAACCCUGAUUAUUAUCGAGGUGUGUGUUGAGAGUUAGAUAGAGAGAGUGAGUGAGUGAGAUCUGCGAAUACAAAAACAAAGAGAGAGCUAAGACCCCCCUCCUCCCCCCCAAACUCUCUGAAAACUCCUUCACUCGAUUACAUAAAAUCCAUUACUGAGGAAAAAGCACAUGAGGAUCCGGAAGAACGCGAAGCUUUCCCCUCUUCUAUUCUCGUCCUCUUUACGAGGUGGUUCGGUUCCGGUUGAAAGGUUUCAGACCCACGUGUGCCAGCUGAACCAGUCUCCAUGGGAUGUGAUCCCCUUUCACUCUGACUCCAUCCAGCUCGAACCCGACGAUACCUUCACCGCUGCAAAUAAUGCCAGCGCUGGCGACUCCUUCGGCGCCGUCCAAAGCGCUGGUUCGAUGAUGGACUCCGACGACAAGGUUAAGCUCGAAGAAACAAUGACGAUGGUGGCUGAUAAUAAUCACGAUAAUUGUAAGACGAGAAACUCGUGCUGCUGUAGGAACGAAGGUAAACAAGCUCAAUCGUUUUGCGAACAUCAUUCGACUCUUCUUAGGUCAUACAACAGUAGUAACAGCAGCGGUUAUGCCAACAAGAAAGCGGUUACGGCGGGGAACCGCCGCGUGAAGACACGCUCCGCGAAGAAGCCACCGAGUUCGAACCCUUAUGAAUUCUAUUAUUAUUCUGGGUUCGGACCCUUGUGGGGUAAACGAAGAGGUGAUAGAAAUGGAGAAGGGAGCAAGAACAGCGUCGGAGGAGGAGAGAAUUCGACAAUGGUGGAGUCCGAGGAUGUCGUGGAUGCUCCUAGUGAUGUUGUCGACGAUAAUAACAACAGCAACAAUAAUGAUAACAAUGUUUGUGCUUCGGAGAUGGAUAAUGGGGAAUUCGAUUAUGUGGAUGAUGACGAAGAAGAGGAUGUUAACGAGGAUGAUGGAGGGAAGAAGAGAAUGAGGAAGCCAGUGAAAGCAAGGUCGCUUAAAUCGCUAAUGUGAAGAUGGGUAACAAAGAUAUAGUAAGAUCGAGGGUUGGGGUUCAAUGUAUUGUUUUGUGAUUAUCGUAAUUUGUUGUUGUCUUUUUAUUAUUUUUAUUUUGGUGUUAGGGUCAUGUUGGGUUGGGUUCUCCUCUUUGGGAUAUUUAGGGUUAUGAAAUAAUGAUGCUAAUUUUGGUUUCACAUGACGAUGAGUUGGUUCGCGGGUGAGUUUAGAGUUGCCAACAUCACUGACGGUAGGGGUUUUAAUCUAGUGUGAAUGAGGUGGACCGGAAAAACUGUGUGUUUCAAAUUAAAGGGUGUAUU
Molecule: messenger RNA, 1324 nt
Organism: Abrus precatorius (Indian licorice)
Lineage: Eukaryota; Viridiplantae; Streptophyta; Magnoliopsida; Fabales; Fabaceae
Exons: 3
Coding region: 198-1022 (274 amino acids)
Source: RefSeq, a predicted model, not a curated record